Molecule: messenger RNA, 4413 nt
Organism: Leishmania braziliensis MHOM/BR/75/M2904
Lineage: Eukaryota; Euglenozoa; Kinetoplastea; Trypanosomatida; Trypanosomatidae
Exons: 1
Coding region: 1-4413 (1470 amino acids)
Source: RefSeq, a predicted model, not a curated record
AUGGAUUUUGGGAGAAGGCAGCGGCCGGAUGAGGUGACGACACCAAAGGUUGAAGCGAACCUCACUCUCCUAGGUGUAAGCGCACCGUCGUCGUCACCUUCAGCAGCCCACUGUCGUGUCACCUUUGACACCGCAGAUCAGCAAGCGGCAUGCACUACUGACUCUCCUCCGCGAACCUCAGUCGAGAAGAAAGCGCGCGCGGGAACGUUGGCGGUCGUGUCUCCGUCCUCCAGUCGCUUUCAAGUACCGCCACCGCCACUCUCACAAACCGCACGAGCUCCUGCCGCGCAAGCGUCCCGACACGCAUCACCACACAAGGGCAAAGAAAGCGCCACAGUCACCUCUACCGAAGCGCAGAGCCCCAACAGCGUCCACGCAUACCAUCAUGGGGACCGCCAACUCAGCGAAGAUGCCGUCAAGGUCGUCAGCGUCCGUAGUGAUGCGGAAGGAGAGGAGGGCGAUGUUGCUGCGCGGGUCCUCUUCUCGCUGCUUGAGAAGGAUAACGUGAUCAAGCGGCUCACACGCACCGUUGAGGCGUUGCAAGACGAGAAUACUGUGCUGCCCAGUCGUCGUGAGGCGGCGGCGGCGGAGGCGGCUGUCGUACCAACGCCACCAGCCACGGGCUUUGCACUCUCUCCGGAUAGGGUGAAGACAUCGUCCCCGUCGUGGCCUGCGACGCCGGUGCGUUGGUGGAAGACGGAGCCCAAGGCCUUGCUGUCUGAGGGUGUUCGACAGCCGUACGAAGGCUCGCAAGCUCCCGAGGGGAGUAAUCAUGCCAACCUGAAGAAGCAGCGCCUGCACGCUUCCCCAUCCCUCUCGGCUGCUCAUGCCACCACGAGUACCAUCACAACUCUGCAGCGCACGCUGGCCGAAAAAGAGGCGGAGUUGGCAGGGCUUCACGCACACGCCACCAUCCAUGGCACGGCGCAGGCCGCGGGAGACGCCGCCAUGUUUGCUGGAGAACCGCCUUUGGACCACAACACCGAUGAUUCCUUGACAGCUGGCGCUCGACGCGCACCAUCAGCAUCGACGUCUGCGGCGGAAGCGGUCGCAGAGGCGCGUAUCGCCCAGCUCGAGUGGCAGCUGGAGAACGUUCAGCAAGAGAAACGAGAGGACACACACACGCUGCGGGACCACAUCAACCAUCUCACGCGUGAACUACACCGCAAGAGUCGCCACAUGGCGCGGCAAGAGCGGCAGCACAAGCUUGAGCUUACGGCUCUUCAGCAGGAAGUAACGGCCCUAGCCGAUCAGCUUGACGAGCAGAUUCGUGUCUCCGCGAGCGCCGCUUCUGCAUCGCCGAGGAGAGAGCCGGAGACGGAGCAGGUGAUGGAGCUUCAGCGUCAGCUGGCGGAGGUGAAAGCACGGGAGGCGCUGCUGCUGAGGGAGAGUGCAGCUACGCAGCGGCGCUGGCUGCGAGAGCUGGAGGAGCAGAAGCACUUGCUCGACGAAGCUCGUGCGGAAGCUGCGCAGGAAGAGGCACAGAACGAGUGUCGUGUGCAGCAGGAGCGCCAGCUGGCUCAGAUGACAGCUCAACAGCAGCAGCAGCAGCUUGAGGCGCAGGUGCGUCAGUACAAGGCUGCCCUCGCGCAAGCGCAGCGAGAGCUGUCAGAGCUGCGAACCGUACAUCAGCGCACAGAGGCGACAGUGUCGGACCAGCGACAGCACCUCCAGCUGAUCAGCCAUGACAUCGCCACAGCAGCGCUGGAGCGUGCUCAUGAGGAGCAGCGAACUGCGCGUGCGGAAGAGCAGGUCAUGCUGCUCCGCCAGCAGCUGCGUCAAGCAGAAGCCAUCAUCUCAUCACAAAAAGCCGAGCUGGAGGCGCUCCGACAGGCUCGCCAGGACGAGGCGACGACGGCCUCCGCGCUGCAAGAGGAAGAACACGCCGCACUGCUCAAGCAUGUGGAAGGCUGCAUGAAGGGCAGUGAGGCGGUGGAGAGCGCGUUACUGGCGGCGGAGAGCAGCAGACGUGAGAUGGCUUCCCAACUGGCGCAUGCCCUGGAUGAGCGGAACGAGUACCACCGACUAUUCCGUGAGGCGUCGGUGCAGGCACAGGCACAGCUGUUGGAGCAGCAGCAGCUCCUCAGCGAAGGUAACGAUGUAGUGUUCCGGCGACUGCGAGAGGUCCAAGCAGAUCUUACGUGUCGCACAGAGGCUCUGGGGGCGACACAGAGUGAACUGCAGACGGUGCAACGGCAACUAUUCGCCUUGAAGGAUGAGCUCAGCAGCUCAGAAACAGCGCGAUGUGAACUUGGUGAAGAGCUGCGAGCCGUGCAGGCGCGGUACGAGGCCCAGACCGCACAACUCGUCCGUGUAAAGGAAGAUUUGAAGGGCGCGUUGCACGCGCAGCUGACUACAGUGGGCAAACUUCGUAGAAGGGAGCAGCAGCUGCGCUCGCAGCAGGCGAUGUCGCAGCGAGCGAGGGAACGGCGACAAGAGGAACAGCGGGCACUCCAGGGCAUUGUGGACCUUCUGUGGUCACCGGCCGCAUCCCUGUUGCCGGCGUGCCGGCGCGCUUCUGCGGUGGGGACACACGAAGUAAGCCGCGUGUUGAAUUUGCCGCCGGCAAAAGUACUGAGGAGUGCAACAACGCUGGCACCAGGUAGCAUACCGGCCCUGUCGCGUAGGGCCCUCGCGUCGAUGCUGGAGUGGAGUGCCAGCAUCGAUGCGAGGAAAUCUCGCCGUGACCAGAAGCGGCGAUGGGCGGGCAGAGCCGACGCCCUAACGGCGGGUGUCGGUGUCGAAAGCAGCGAUGUCCAGUCGACCGUGCACCCGUCUCGGUCGGCGUCGUCGGUGUCCUCCGCUACAACGUCGGUGGUGAUGUCCGCUGUCAGCUGGGCCGACGCGCCAGCGACUUGCGAGGAAGACGAUACGUCGGCAAAGCUUAGAGCUGCUGGAUCCACGAGGGUGCCCCUCCAUUCCCGCGUCGACAGCAACCUACCUACGCUCGAACGGCAGCUGCAGCUCUCUGCCAUCGCCCACAAAGGAGAAGGGCGAACAGCGGCAACCGAUACCGACCUCCCCGUCCUACGCCUUCUCGGUGCCAUUCACGAUGCUGUUGAGCAGAUGUGCGCAGCCUUCGCCGCCGCGCAGCACGAGCUCGGUACCAAGCGUACUGCGGUCCGGACGCUGGUGAAGGAACGGAAGGCGCAACAGGCACAGGUAGAGGAGCUGCGCGCUACCCUUCAAGAGCAGCAGCACAAGGCAGAGCGGCUACAGCGCAACGCUGUCCAGACCAUGCGUGCGGAGUCUCAAGUGGAGCUCGAGAAGGCGAACCACGCAUGGCGGGAGAGGCACGAGGUGGAUAUGGCACUUCAGCUACGGUCCUGUGCGGAGCAGCAUCGACGCGCAGUGGCAGAGGUCGUGGAGGCGUGCGCAGAGCACGUCCAAGCGGAGCUCAUCGCCUUUGUACAACUCCUGCCCACCACUCUGGGCGCUGCGCUGGCAGCAGCCGCAUCGGCCUCAGCGGAGAGCAUGCGCGACAAAGUGCUUCGAGAAGUACGUCAUGAGUACUGCUGCCCCCCUGACACUCCGACCGCAGUCCAUCACCUCGUCGGUGGUCACGACCAUGGUGCACCGACGCCUCCCACAAGCACUGCCGCCGCGGCUGCUGAUGAUGUGUCGCUCCUCUCGUUGGGCCUUGAGGUGCAGCCUGAUGUGCAGGCGGAGUGCGACGCGAUCAUUCGGGAUGUUCUCGGCAUGGCGUGUGGGUGGGACGACUUGACCAGCGCUGUUAUGAUCGCCAGCAGCACUGCAGUCGCUACUUAUCCGCCAGGACGCGUUCUGCCCUCCACAGCAUCGCCGGAUCCGCAGCCAGGCGCGCUUGCUUACAACUCCGCUGUCGGGAGCAGCGCCUCCCCUCCGGCUGCCGAGCCAACUCAAAGAAUCGUAGCGAAUGCCGAAGCUGCUCUCUGGGCCGAAGAGGAGAUGGCAGAGCUUAGAGAAGUGAUCCAUUCACACCUCACUCACUCACUAGCGUCGCUGACAGCAGUGACAUCGCUUUCCUCGCUGGCGGGAGUGACCACCGGCGUGUCGGGAAACAGGAAAGGUGAAGUGCGGCAAGACGCGUAUGGCCAUGUGCGAGACACACCUGCCACUCUCGGCGGUGCGAGUAGUGGCACCAGUCCCAUCAAUGCCAAGAGAGCGGACGCCGGUGAAGGGUUGGAGGCGGCACUGAGAGAGACAGUCCUACCACGAUGGAUGAACUUCCCUCGCACGGCCACCCAUCAAGCCUCACCAUCACCGUCGCUUUCACCCGUCAGGGUAACUGUAAGCACUCCAGCUCCGCCGAGAAGCUCUGCUGCUGGAGUAGUAGCCGCUACUCCAGUUUCUCUACAUCAGCAGCAACCCCGCCUACUCGCCUUGUUGCUGAAUGCGUGUGUGGCACACGUGCACGAACGACUGCUGGCGUGA